AAGCCCACGAGCACCGCCCCUUUCACUCAACUCAAAUUGUAUUCCCCCCCCCCCCCCUCCCCCUCUAGAAAGACGAGUUCCAAAAUGCAGACUCUCGCCGUACUACUGGCGGUGCUAUUCUGCGCCACCUGCCACUCCGCCGUAGCAUUCAUCGACGGGUUAUUACCGAAUGGCGACUUCGAGCACGGCCCCAAGCAAUCGGACAUGAACGGGACGGUGGUGCUGAGACACAACGCCGUGCCGAUGUGGGAGAUCUCCGGCUUCGUCGAGUACAUAAAAUCCGGCCAGAAGCAAGGCGACAUGCUCCUGGUGGUGCCGGAGGGCGCCUUCGCCGUCCGGCUGGGGAACGAGGCGUCGAUCAAGCAGAGAGUGAAUGUCACCAGAGGAAUGUACUACUCGCUCUCGUUCUGCGCCGCUCGCACCUGCGCGCAGGAGGAGCGGCUGAACGUGUCUGUGGCACCGGACUCCGGCGUCCUGCCGAUGCAGACUCUGUAUAGCAGCAACGGAUGGGACUGCUACGCCUGGGCGUUCCAGGCCGAGCGCGAUGUGGCGGAGAUCGUCAUCCACAAUCCCGGCGUUGAGGAGGAUCCGGCUUGCGGACCGCUCAUUGAUUCGGUUGCCAUUCGAGCUCUGUAUCCUCCAAGAGCAACGAACAAAAAUUUGCUGAAAAACGGGGAUUUCGAAGAAGGACCAUACGUCUUCGCGAACACCUCCUGCGGAGUGCUAAUCCCGCCGAACAUCGAGGACGACCACUCUCCCCUGCCGGGGUGGAUGAUCGAGUCGCUGAAAGCUGUCAAGUACAUCGACGCCGCCCACUUCUCCAUCCCUCAAGGGAGGCGCGCCGUGGAGCUGGUGGCCGGAAAAGAAAGCGCCAUAGCCCAGGUGGCGCGCACCAUUCCGGGCAAGACCUACGAGCUGUUCUUCUCGGUGGGCGACGCCAGCAACUCCUGCGAGGGAUCCAUGGUGAUCGAAGCCUUCGCCGGCAAGGACACCAUCAAGGUGCCUUACGAGUCGAAAGGCAAAGGCGGGUACAAGAGGGCGGUGCUUAGGUUCGUGGCGACAGGGCCAAGAACCAGGAUCAUGUUCUUCAGCACGUUCUACACCAUGAGAAGCGACGAUUACUCCUCCCUCUGCGGGCCUGUUUUAGACGAUGUCAAGCUGUUGAGUGUUCGUAGGCCCAGGAAGAUGUGAAUCAUUUAAAGUAUACUUUGUCAGUCACUGCUGAUCAUAAUCAUGAAUCUUGAUGAGUUAUACUAAGAAUCAAUGUCUGUCUGUCUGUCUCUGUUUAAUUUCUUAUUUGCAAGGGGAUCGAGAAGCCCAGGCGGCUUUUGAUGAUAUAUAUAUAUAUUGAGCUCCUACA
Messenger RNA from Diospyros lotus (date-plum), 1360 nucleotides. RefSeq names its product protein DUF642 L-GALACTONO-1,4-LACTONE-RESPONSIVE GENE 2-like. Bases 85 to 1191 code for a protein of 368 amino acids. The transcript has 3 exons. NCBI's taxonomy places the organism in Eukaryota, Viridiplantae, Streptophyta, Magnoliopsida, Ericales, Ebenaceae. Gene Ontology annotation, cellular component: plant-type cell wall. The record is from RefSeq and is a predicted model, not a curated record.